Molecule: messenger RNA, 492 nt
Organism: Racocetra persica
Lineage: Eukaryota; Fungi; Glomeromycota; Glomeromycetes; Diversisporales; Gigasporaceae
Source: the annotation of a GenBank genome assembly
AUGGUUCCCUCUACACCAGGUCCUGGGCCAACGACACCAGCAAGCUUUUUGCCCCAAACACCAUUCGUCCCAGCUAGUACAACCCCAACUGGUGGAGACUUUAGACAGAUCAAACAUGAUGCUGUAUCGUCUUCUAAAGAAUGGCUCACUACUGAAAUUCAAGUUCGAGUUGUUCCAGAUUCUAGAACAAAUUCAUCUCAUGCUGGUGGGCAAUAUGACAAUCGUGUAGGCGUUAUCAUCCAUUUGGAAUCGCCUACAACUUGUAUUGUAGAAUUAGAAGAGACGCAAGAGCGUUGUUUAUUUGAACAACGAUUUUUGAAACCUGUUCUUCCUCAAAAGAAGGAAAGGAUUAAGAUGAUAGGAGGAGAGCAUAAAGGACAAUUAGGGAUGUUGGUGGGUGUGGACGGUGCUGAUGGUGUAGUAAAAGUCAAAGGUGGAAAAGAUUUCAAGAUUGUGAACAUGAAUAUGAUGGCUAAAUACAUGGGAGAAGAG